GCGCAGAGUGAAGUAUAGGAGUGAGAAAAAGAACCACCUAUAAUAAGAAGCGAUACAAGAAGGUCAAAAGAAGGACUUGGCACCACUGCGGCAGAAGGACAACAAACAACAGGGCGAGAAAGAAGGCAACAACGAACACGCACACACGAACUAAUAAACAAAAUAAGGACGAGGGGAAAGACGACACUGGGCAAAGCACAUCACAAAUACACGAGGACUUCCAUGGAGCUACAAAUGAGGACGAAGUAGAGAGGGAAAGAACAGGAGCAAGACGGCAAGAGGGUGAAGGCUAGGCCGAUGCAAGCCAGGGACACACACCAGCGAUGAACGGAGAGGCUUAUGGCAGUCGGUUCGGUGUGGACGAUGAUGAUGACGAUGAUGAGCAUGAUGGGCCCGGGAGGCACGUGUCGCCCCCAGAGGACACCUGCAGCCUUAUCUACCUGGCCCUAGUGCUGGCGGGGGUUGGCUUCCUGCUGCCUUACAACAGCUUCACCAUCGCCGUGGACUACUUCCAGCGGAGGUACCCGGGCACCACCAUCGUGUUUGACAUCUCCAUCGUGUACAUCUUUGUGGCCUUUGGUGCGGUGCUGCUCAACAACCUUCUGGUGGAGCUGGUGCCACUCAACACAAGGAUCGUCUUCGGGUACGUGGUGUCGCUGGUGAUGCUGGUGUUCGUGAGUUUCUUUGAGAUCUGGUGGCCCGACACAUUCCCGCCCAGCCUGUCUUACCGCAUCACCCUGCUGUCCGUGUCGGUGGUGGCCUUCGGGUGUACAGUUCAACAGUCAAGUUUCUACGGCUACACAGGAAUGCUGCCCAAGAGGUACACACAGGCAGUCAUGACGGGCGAGAGCACGGCAGGACUCAUCAUCUCCGGGAAUCGCAUCGUCACCAAGCUGCUCCUGGACGACCAGCGCACCAACACCAUGAUCUUCUUCGUGCUGUCAAUCGUCUUCGUCCUCGUCUGCCUCGGCACUCACCUCGCCGUGCAGAAAACAACGUUCAUUCAGUUUUACCUCAACCAGUGCCACUCGGCCGAGGACAACGAGGACCUCAUGUGCAUCACGCUGGAGCCCUCAGACUGCCCCACCUCAGACUACCCCAUCCUGGUUGAGGUCGGUCCCAUCGGCAGCACGGUCACUCCAUCAGACUCCACCGCAACCUUCCACUCCGCCUCCACCCUGCCCGUCUCCGCCUCUGUGGAUCCCGUGGACUCCCAGGCGCCCAGCUACAGGGUGGAGCACGUCAUCCUGGGCCACGUGAGGGCGGGCCGCACCUCUGCCUACACCCGCUCCAUCCGCAUGUGGUCGGCCAUCAAACGUAAGCAUGUGAAUGAGUGGUGUGGUGGCCCGCUGGCGUGUGGGCCGCAGCGUGUGGCACUACAUGCUGGCAUACUUUGA
Eriocheir sinensis (Chinese mitten crab) is the source of this 1397-nucleotide messenger RNA. RefSeq names its product equilibrative nucleoside transporter 4-like. NCBI's taxonomy places the organism in Eukaryota, Metazoa, Arthropoda, Malacostraca, Decapoda, Varunidae. The record is from RefSeq and is a predicted model, not a curated record. Gene Ontology annotation, cellular component: plasma membrane. Bases 324 to 1397 code for a protein of 357 amino acids. Gene Ontology annotation, biological process: nucleoside transmembrane transport. The transcript has 10 exons. Gene Ontology annotation, molecular function: monoamine transmembrane transporter activity; nucleoside transmembrane transporter activity.